Messenger RNA from Cantharellus anzutake, 966 nucleotides. RefSeq lists its product as uncharacterized. The record is from RefSeq and is a predicted model, not a curated record. The transcript has 2 exons. Bases 151 to 846 code for a protein of 231 amino acids. Lineage: Eukaryota; Fungi; Basidiomycota; Agaricomycetes; Cantharellales; Hydnaceae.
AAACUUGUUAAAAGCACCUUUACCGCAAGGCGCAAUACCGUAGGUGACAGUGGAGCCUUAUGGCAUCUCAUUGCAUACUACUACCAGCACGAUGUUAAUUCCUUGCGUGCCCCAGACACCGAUCCAGACUACGCGCCGAUCGUCAGUCGAAUGCCUCAGGGGUACUUCGUCUCGAAUCGAAAGGACAAGAGCCGCAAAGCCAAGGAGGUUCCACCUCCUGUCCAACAAAUCGCAUUCAAUCACCCGUCACCCUCACCAACCUCCUCACAUGUACCGUCUAGUGGCAUACCAACUUCAGUGCCUCUCCUCUCACCUAUUCAGACGUCUGCCCAUCAACACCCUCACCACCGUCCGCAACUGUCGGUCUCCGUACCUACAACCCCACACGACUCCGCGGGCGCUGGAUAUCCUCGUUUCGGUCAGGAGCCUUACGCUACGUCUAGUUAUCGUGAUAUUCCAGGGCCGCAUGCACAUCGCAGUGGUGGAGGGUGUGGCGAUGAAAGCUCUUCCGACAUUUACAGCUCUUCGCCCUCGCCCUCGCCCGGCCUCUCGCCUGCCUCUUCUGGUCUGUCGCAAGACGAUCGCCAUGAUGAGCCGGCGUUGAUUCCGAACGGUGGCGCCCUCCACCCGUCAACAGCGCACCAUCAAAACGGCAUUCAACAUUAUUACCCUGGCGCGUUGCCUUUGAGUAGGAAUAGCGUGAUUUUGCCAUCAAUUGCCUCACUUCGUGUAAGGAUUACACGCGGUGAGCAAGUACUCAUCGAUGAAGUAGAAGGCUCUGCGCGUUUGGGUGAAGAUGAGAAGCAACUUCAGAAGUUGAAUCCAACUUUAUCACAGCUUUUCUGAUGCCUUUUCUCGAUAUAUAUAUGUGUGCGUCCGUGUCCGUUACGACGAUCCGGGGGGAGGUGAUAAAUAAAAGUUCGCGGUGUUGCUAACUUGACUCCUCCACUCCCCACCCUCGACUGG